GUAUCGUUCGCGCUGAAAUGAAGAUAAAUCCGCAAAACCAGCCGGGCCCAUUUUUUCGCAGCAAUCUGUAAAGUUUCGUGUGAAGGAAAAUCAGCGCCACUGGCAAUGUUUUUUCAGUGAUCUGUUCAACCGCGCUCGACAUCAUCAGUAUUCAGCAACAUGUCUACCACCGCUGAAGAACCGGAUCUUUUCAACGACGUUGAAAUAAUGGAAGUCGGCGAUUUUACGGAAAGCGAUGAAAAUUAUGUUUCGGUCGAGUUACGUUCCGAUGAUGAAGACGACGAACGGGUUAUACUUGAUACGCACGAAUUUUCGUCACCAAAAUCAUUGGGGUCUGGUGAGUUUGAAUCGAUCCCGGUUGAAACAUCCCCGUACGUCAUAAACUCCUCGGCACAGAGCAAUCGUUUUCUAUCUGAUCAUGAGUAUCUAAACGAUAGCACAAGUGCGCCAGUGUUCGAAGCGGCAACUACCGAACGUAUAGCGAGCCAAGUUGAGAACACCAGCAGAGAACGGUUUUGUGUUCCAUACGUUGAAGAUCUCGAUAUGCAGGAUUUAUUCAAUAAGGAUAACGCGCCGGAUGGUACAGCGGUGGAUAACGAAGCAAGCGACGAGGAAAUGGUUUAUGAACCGUUUGAAAUAAAAAUCGAAAUCGGUGAACCACAAAUUCAAGAGACUAUCGUAGAGACCGAAUACAUUGGCAAUGAGAUAAUUGCUAGCGAUUUGCACGAAAGUGAAGUCGAAAGUGAAGAUGCUUGCAACAUCAUAUUGCAGUCGCUCCACAACUCGUUCACGCAACAUGAGACAGAGAAUAGAUCAUUGCUGGAUAAUGAUCAUUCGUACACGACGACAAAUUAUAUCGCACCGCAGUUCAGCGAUCAGGAAGAUUUGCUCUCCGAUAAUGAUGAAAACAAGGUUCGAAAAUUGAUAAACCUCUCCAAGAAAUUGGCGUGCGAGGAUGAUGUUACCACGACAUGUGCUAAAAAAACGGUUGAGCAAAUUGACAAAACGGUGAAAUCUUUGCUUUACCGAUCGAAAAAGGCUCACAACUCUGUACAUGAAAUUGAGCGACCUGCUGCGGAAGGUAAAUGUUCACCGAUAGUGAACGGCGACAGCCCGGACAAGUUGUCGGUAUUGUUAUCCGCCAACUGUUCUGAACGUUUUGAAGACGAUGGAGCUCUUCCGUCUUCUGGUGACACAUUGCAUGAUCAAAUGCCGAAAGGUUUUGAAUCGGAUACAGACUGUACAAAAGGUGCUACUGGGACAGAUAGAACCGCGACUGAGUUCAAUGAACUAAUAUCAUUAGGAAACAAGUUUUCAAAACAUUGUGAACGGUGGAUAGAGCAGACAAAAAGCAAAAAGAAUUUGGAAACAGUAUCAAACUUUUCCGAAUUAGGCCAACUAUUGCAGAAGAUUAAUCGGCAAAGUGGGCAGAUUCCAAUGGCACGGCAGUGUUCGCUCAACUCCAACGUUGGUAGGGCUAUGUGUAAAGUCGAAACAGGCGUACAGACGGAUAAUACAAAGAACUAUAAACAUAUGCAACGGACUCUGAAUGAAAAAUCUAAACAAAAAUUGCUCGAUUCUUUGAGCAAUAGUAGCAGCGAUCAAUCCGACAGCGGAGGUUCGAUCAUGGCUAGAAGCUCGGAUUCCGAUCGCGAUGGUGAUGAAAUGAUGCAAGAGUUUGUAAGACGCAACAGACGGUUGCAAAAAAGUGCCAAAGAUAAACGGAAAAACAGUGCGGUAGGAGAUAUCGGAAAAGAAAGGACCGCUGGCAGUAAAAAGAGAACGGAACAGAUCUAUUCAGACAGCAGUGUGGACGAGGAGAAGCAUUCCGAGCGAGAAGGGGAACGUGUGGAUGGAGACGAGAAUCUUCUCGACGAUGUACUGAGCGGAGUAGACGACAUUAUUUCCGAUUGCCCUGACGUGAUGGGUGUGAUGCAGGAUUACUUUGAGGAAGCAGAAGAACGUCAAGGUCGCGAUGAACUUUCGCCGAAACAGAGUAAGCCGUCUUCCGAUGCGCAACUGAGCAAAGAUGUUUGUACAAAGCAAAUAGACAAGGUUUCCGGUACAAAGCAUUUUAAAGACAUGACAGAAUCCGAACGGGAGGAAUACGAGGACUUGCAGAUCGAACGAUUGUGUAAUAUAAGCAAUCUUGUCGUCUGCAGAAAUGCUUCCAGCGUCGUUUCGGCAAAUACACAAAAUACGGCAAAAGCAAAGGAUGCUAAAGAACACCUCAAAAAGAAAAAGGAAGAAAACAGUAUGGAACAGUUCUUAAAUGAUGAAAAUGGUACCGACAACACGAUCCCACUCGAACCACACUCGGAAGAAUCGAGCGAAAGUGAAAAGGAUGUGGUGGAAACGGAAGAACAAUUUUUGCAGAAAUGCAACGAUAAUGUAAAGCUGCAAAUGCUAAAUCAGUCCAGCAGCAGUGAAGAAACAACGCACGACGAUAGCUUGGAUGAUCGGACCGAUAAUACCAGCGAUGACAGCAUGCACAAAGGAUCGGAUGAUGAAGCUUCGAACGAAUCUUCUGGCUCGUUGGUGGAAACUUUUUUGAAACGUCACAGUGAUAAAAUAACGCAGAAGAACGAAAAGAAAAAGCGAACGAUGGACGAGAUAAGUGAUUUGGAAAAUAGCAAUUCGCAGUUAUUAACCAACGGACAAGGAGAUUCACCAGGAAACGUGGCUGCUGCGGGUGAAGAUUCAAGUGGUAAAGACAUAUCAACAGCGAAACAGCCCGGAGAAGCUAAGAAGCAAUAUAGAAUGGAGCUGGCAAAUCCAAAAGAUAAGGAACUGUUUAGUAACGAUCUGUUUGACGAUAGUAGAAGUGAUACAUCGGACAAAAAGCCCCGCAAAAAGCGAAAACGAAUGGGCGCUCGUAAAGAACGUUUGUCCGAUUCCGAGUUGCAAUCGUCCAGUGAUGAAUCUGACGUUGGGGUAGCUAACGUUUUGAUCAAGAAACGGCAACGAAAGCGAAAAGCUCCUCCCACAGCUGAGUUACCCGAUUCCAGUCCACCAACUACCGCAACUUCUAGCAAAGAUGACAAAUCGGGCGAUGGUGUGGUAACAAGUAUUACCGAAAGUAAUGUAACGACAAAGAAGCAUACUAUCUCCAGUACAGAUUCCUUAGAAAAAACAUCGUCCCCAGCACCUGGUUUACAGUCUGCAUCGUCCGCCACAGAGCGUCCGGCAAAAACGAAGGCUUCGAAAGAUGGUCAAGACUGUAUUAGCCUCAGCUCGGACAGCUCAGACGAUGCCGAACUGAUUUCGGCUGAUUUGGACGAAGGUAAAACAGCACCGGACAAGGAACCGAAACGAAGAACACGGCAUAUGCUUACCAACGAUGAGCUGGCAGAGGAAACUAAAAAAGCGCAAAAGGAAGAAGAGGGUCGAACGGCGCGAUUAAAAAAGAAGCAAGAACAGCUGAAAAAGUGUCUUGCCACGUAUAAGCCGGGACCAGGUGAGAGCGAAUUGGUGCUAGAUUAUGAUUCGUUACGCCGCCAAGCGAUCAGCGUGCAUCCCGAUAUUGUGAAGCUUUUAAAACCUCACCAGGUCGAGGGUAUCCAGUUCAUGUACGAUAACACGUACGGUUCUAUUGAUGCGCUGCCAAAACAUCCCGGUUCCGGUUGCGUUCUGGCACACUGUAUGGGGCUUGGGAAGACGCUGCAAAUGAUUACGCUACUGCACACGGUGAUGCGCUAUCCUCAGCUAAUGACGAACCGAGUGUUGGUCAUAUGUCCCAAGAGUACGGUAAUGAACUGGAAGGAAGAGAUUUCCCGAUGGCAGGGAACCAUUCAUACCGGUUACCAGAUGCGGGUGUACUGUUUUCCGGACGUUUGCACGCAGAACGAUAAGAUAUCGGUGCUGAAGCGAUGGUACUCCUGCAAGUCGCCCAACUGCGGUGUGAUGCUGAUCGGGUACGAAGCGUUUAGAGCACUGAUCAACUACGAGCGACGGAAAGGAUCGGAGCGAAUGCGCAGCGCUAAGCUGGAGCUCAUAAAAGAGUAUCUGCUGAAUCCAGGUGCCGAUCUUGUCAUAUGCGACGAAGGCCAUCAGAUUAAAAACAAGCGAUCGGCUAUCAGUGAGGCAGUAUCAAAAAUCCAUACGAAACGAAGAAUUAUGCUCACUGGAACUCCGAUACAGAACAACCUGAAAGAGUAUUAUUGUAUGGUCAACUUUAUAAAGCCGUCGUUUCUGGGAAGUGACAAGGAGUUUAGUAAUCUUUAUGCAAAUCCGAUCAAGAAUGGGCAGUGCAAGGAUUCCGAUCAUCAAGCCAUUAAAAUUAUGAAGCAACGUUCUUACGUCUUGCACAAUAAACUUUCAAAAUUCGUGCAGCGAAAGGAAGCAUCAGUAUUGAAGGAGUUCCUUCCGGAAAAGUUCGAGUAUGUUUUAUUUAUUCCACUGACACCGGUACAAGAGAAAUUGUAUCAAGUCUUUUUGCAAAUGAACGAGUAUACCAGCAACGAUAUUACCGGCGAGCCCGGUAGAACAAAGAAAUUCAAAUUGAUUGCCGAUUACACCUCAUUGCGCAAGAUAUGGACGCACCCAAAAGUAUUAGAGAAAGCAUGGGAAUUGGCAAAUUUGGAGAAAAAUCGCAAAGACGCAAUCCGCAAAACGGCAACUCCAGACACCGACGAUGAAGCACCCGACGAUAUUAACGAUAUCGCGAGUGGGCAGCUGUCGGUAACGAAUGAUUGGUGGCGCCAGUACCUAGAAACUGCCGAUUUGGAAUCACUCUUCCCAAGCAACAAGUUGUGGAUAAUGUUCGAAAUACUGAAGCAAAGCAACGAGCGUGGAGAAAAGGUGUUAAUUUUUACAGCGUUUGUGUCGGUACUCAAUAUGGUGGAACAUUUUAUGGCCAAGAUUCACAACCAGAGCGCCGACCCGCAACAGGCGGAUGAGUACGGUUACAGCGCAUUCAAGGGUCCGUGGCGUCGGGGCAGAGACUAUUUUCGGUUGGACGGCAAGACGCCCAAAACGGAUCGCCAUCAAAUGAUCACGUCAUUUAAUGAUCCGCUAAAUACGGUUACCAAAUGUUUCCUCAUUUCGGCGAAGGCCGGCGGUCAGGGCAUUAACUUGACUGGUGCAAGCCGUGUGAUCAUUUUGGACACGUCAUGGAACCCAUCGAAUGAUCAGCAAAAUAUUUUUCGCAUUUAUCGUCUCGGCCAGAAGCGUAAGUGCUACGUGUAUCGGUUAAUAGCGGUAGGCACAAUGGAGGAAAAGGUUUAUUCACGUUCCGUUACGAAACAGGCGCUCAGCUACCGGGUGGUAGACGAGCAACAGAUUGACCGACAUUACAGUUACGGCGAGUUGGCGGAACUGUAUACGCUUACAAAGCUUUCGGAGAUGACGCGCGAAACGCCGAUACUUCCGGCCGAUGAUAUUCUAGCAUCACUGUUGCGCACCUUCUCGAACAAGGUUAUCAAGUACCACGAGCAUGAUUCACUGCUGGAAAACAAACCCGAACAGGACCUAAGCGAGGAAGAAAAGAAGGAAGCUUGGGCAGCGUACGAGCGGGAAAUACAGAACAACGAAAACCGUUCCUAUUUAUCGCAGUUCGGCGCGCUGGGUGCGACAUCCAGUUCCAUGUUUGGUGCAUCACAAUACGCUGCAUCGUUAGCUUCGUACUAUAACAGCUUGGGUUAUGGCGGAAUGCCGAGUAUGCCGGGUAUGCCCGUUGGCGGUGGAGAUAUGUAUCGGAACGAUUUCUCUUCCUACAGUAAUUCGAUAAACAGACCGCUUUACAUGCAGUACAGCGGUCAGCCGUCAUACACCUCGAUGCUUAGCGAUCCGGCAUAUACGUCGGCAUUGGCUAAGAUGUUUAAUAACUUUCCUAUGUCCGGCACGACAGGGAUGGACUAUGGUAUGCCUUCACUUCAGAGUCAUUCGUCACCAAUUGGUAACGGUCAAUCGAUGCUACCACCGGUCGGUCCAACGGUUAAUCAAGCAGGAUCGUCCGGAAAAGGAUACGGUUCGGCUGGUGUACUAGCGAGCAUGCUAAACUACUACACAGGAAAAGCGACUGCCAGUAGCAGUGGAUUGCCGCCAUCGUCCUUGGGUGCGUUAGGACAAUCUCAGUUGUCGAGUGCUGCGAGUUCCUCGUUAGGAGAUAUAGCUGCGCAGCACAGUACCUCGAACAGUAGCAAUCCGAUGAGUCACUACAACACGUUAAAACAGAUGUGUGAUUACGCACAAAGCAAUUUGUCCCUUCUGCCAUCAAACGCCGUUCAACCAGCAACGCCCGCUGGACUAACGAUUUCAAAUAUAGCUUCACUACACAAAUCGAGUCCACAAUCAACUGGCAAUCCAAAUGCAAGUGGUGGCGGUUUCGAUUCAGCAAAAUCCAUAUUCAACCGGUUAAGCGAACAAAUGGCUAUUUCAUCAAUUUCAUCGGCUGGUGUUUCAAGUCCAUUUUCACCCCGAAAUGUGCCGCUGCUGUCGCCGACAUUGGACAACCAAUCGAGAAAUAAUAUCGGCCAUAUCCCAAUUACUUCUCCAUCGAUACAAUCGUUGACCGCCACGAAUACUGCUAGCAGCGCUAUGGCCACAGUAACAACUGCAAGUAGUCAGUCUGCAUCGGCACCAACAUCAGCCAUUGGGCAAGGUGUGCAAAAGCAUACGAAACAGACGACAGCCUCAACCGGUCGAUCAACUGUUGACAAUGUGAUAGAAACUAUGAGAUCGAACAGCACAGCAUCCGUAUUGCGUUCAACAUCCAGUACAGUGGUAAAUGCUGGCGCAGCUACUGUUAUUCCGAGCGAUGAAGAAGAUGAUGUAAGCCGAAUAGCAGCUAUCCCUCCAAAAACAUCAAACCCGCCAGACAAACGUGUCACUGGAACUAACUUUGGUAUAACGUACAAUAAACCGCAGAACAAUUCCACCCCGCCGAACCCGUCCUCUGCCACCGGUAUCGGGAAAGAUUUGUUUAAAAACCUCAAAACUCUGAGCAAUAACGUACCUCAGCAGCAUACGAAGUCAAUAGCGAAGCCAAGCAUCAAUCCUAGUCGGGUUCAAUUGGAUCGUACGACCAGUGCACUAAGCAGUUUAGGUACAGCCACCGUACCGCAGUCAUUGACGAAAACGGUACCAGUCAAGCCAAAUCAAUCAUUACCGACGGUCAAUUUAACACCUCCAUUGAAAAAGCACACUAAUGUGAACAAAUCCGCGUCGAUGGCACGAAGUCCAUUGACGGUACAAACACUGAUACCAACGAGCAAGGUAACGUUACCAGCUACGAACACCUCAACAUCAACUCCCUCACCAAUGCAAAUCGUACGAUCUGGCAAUGCAACCCAGCGAACGGCAGAAACAUCCAUUUCCAUCAGUACAACUAUGCCCAAGAGCAGUAUGGCUAUAACGGUCAAAUCACAACCAGCUACGACUGCUGGAGUUGUGCCAUCUACCAAUACCAGUACCACUACUGCGACCGUUGCCAAAACAGUUCAGAAACCUGUGUUAGUUGGCGCAAGCCAACAGGGCAAAACAUCGAACGCUUUACAACCGAGUAUGGGCGGGGUGCAAACUUUGCCCAGUAGAGCUUUCUCGAAUACGACAAUCACGCAAGUGAAAUCGGCAGCUGCUGCAAUUCCCAAACCGAGACCUGAAAGCCGUCCAAUGACGCUAACAAUGACGGCAAUAAAGACACCGCUUACGAUGACGAGCAAUACCGGUCCUAAGAUGGUAAAAAAUCCCAUCAGCGCGAUCACGAUGGCGAAGGUGGAUCAAAAAUCACCGACACCUACAAUAAGCAAGGAAGCAACUAGCCGCAGUGGCCCCCAGCGUCCUAUAAACGUAUUCCAAAAAACUAACAUAGCACCAGCAACAUUGCUUUCCACCGCCAGCAUGACAGGUAAACUGAAUAAUGCCACUGGGAUAGGUACCACCACCACCAGACUAUCGUCUUCUGUUCCCUUGCAAUUGCCGACUGUGAAAACAUCAUCCGGCGUGACGACACCUGCAACGACCACUAACCAGUCGGUCUUAGUAACUCGACCAAGUGCUGUUACGUCGGUGAUGGCCCGGCCAACAACGAUUAUCAGUCGACCGGGGAAAAGCCCUAUAACCAUGAAUGCUACCAGAACGAGCAUAUCUGCGGCAAAAACAGGUCUCACGAACAUUAUGACGACUGCAACAGCGCAGCAUCCAGGAUCGUCCCGUAUUUCCGUAGCCAAUUCUUUACCAUCAACCACGAUGACGAUUAUUCCGACAGCAAAUGUCACCACUACUGCAGGGUUGCAAAAGCUGACCGGCUCUGGUGGCGUACCAACAUCAUCAGCAUUGACGUCGACGGUUAUUCCAUCCACAUCUACCGUAGGAAUGCAGCGAACAGGCGGAUCUCCGACAACAUCAACGAUGACCGUUAUUCCUGCAGCUAACGUGAGCGGUAUGAGCUACAACUACAAGGAUGUCGCACGCAAAGAUCUUGUCAUACAUAAAGCUGUCGCUUCGCCCACUAUGCGACGUAUUCUUCCAACAACCCUUGGUUCACAGCAAACAACUAUUAAGCCAUUUAUUUCAGCUACUCCAUCGAGAACAGUACUGAAACCGAAUGUGCCGGCGGGGAACAUUAUUCGUGCUGGUACCGGCACCACCACCACUACUACCCCUUCAAACAUUACCGGUGUUCAAACGGCACCAAACUGUGUUUUUAUUCGGAAACGCGGGUUGGAUUCAACUACGAUGGACAGUUCUAAGGCAAAAAACGUUCCUAGCUCGAUUUUUGAACAGCAACUGAAGGGUAGUAGUAGCAACGCUGCAAACUCAAUUGAGUCUGGUGCUUCUUCUAUAAAGCGUGCCAGACGUGAACAGACGAACAUUAACCCUCCUGUCAUUACAAGCACGAGUUUAGCCUCGUACGGCAUCACGAAUCGCAUAUGUGGAGGAUUGGUGGUUAAAACGAAAGCUUUGCCACAAAUGAAAGCUAACAAAAAAGGUGAUCCUACCGAAGUGGUUGUACUCGAAUGAAGUACAUAUACAAAAGAUUUAUCUUAAGAGGGAUAAUUUAUAUGAGUUCCAUUUUUCGUAAUUUUUACGACUUGAUUUUCGUGUACAUUUAAUAAACCUUUGAAGAGGGUUCACAAUAGAGGACCUAGAAUUAAA
Anopheles funestus (African malaria mosquito) is the source of this 9096-nucleotide messenger RNA. RefSeq lists its product as uncharacterized. Bases 160 to 8961 code for a protein of 2933 amino acids. Lineage: Eukaryota; Metazoa; Arthropoda; Insecta; Diptera; Culicidae. Gene Ontology annotation, molecular function: ATP binding; ATP-dependent chromatin remodeler activity; ATP hydrolysis activity. Gene Ontology annotation, cellular component: nucleus. The record is from RefSeq and is a predicted model, not a curated record. The transcript has 10 exons.